This is a messenger RNA of Stegodyphus dumicola, 3665 nucleotides long. RefSeq lists its product as uncharacterized. Gene Ontology annotation, molecular function: RNA polymerase II cis-regulatory region sequence-specific DNA binding; DNA-binding transcription factor activity, RNA polymerase II-specific. Gene Ontology annotation, biological process: regulation of transcription by RNA polymerase II. NCBI's taxonomy places the organism in Eukaryota, Metazoa, Arthropoda, Arachnida, Araneae, Eresidae. The record is from RefSeq and is a predicted model, not a curated record.
AUGCACUGUUCACGUGAACUUCUCACUCCGAUUGGUUGCUGAAGCCGUGCCCUCGAAACACUCACGCACAUUAUUGGCUGAGAGGUGGCAUGCCCACAUGGUCAACUGAAAUCUCCCUCUGUACACAAGCCGCUCUUGUUAAUAAAAGUCGCCGUCAAAGCGGGAAACAACUUUUUCGUUAACUUUAUAUUACAUUAUACGAAUGUUCAGCCGCUAUGUCUAGUGUUACGUUUUCUCCUCCUUAUACACCACCGCAUUUAUUAGCUGAUAACCUUCCACUGAUAAGUCAAUCAAGUUCUGCCUUAGAUAAUCCAGAUUUUGAUGCUGUGCAAACAUUAUUGUAUAUGAGUGGACAACAAUCAAAAGAACAAUUUUGUGAAUCCCCUAAUUCCAAGAAUCUUCGUCAUCAUGUGGAUCUUACACCAUUUCAAUCAGAAGAUGAAAUGGAAGAUAUUAAUUCAAGAGCUCCAGCACAAGAAUCGGAACUAGCAAGACUAUUACUUACAAAUACACCUCCUUCAACUCCAGUUCCUCCUGUGACAGGUAUGCCUGUAUCAGUUAUUGUCAGAGCACCUCCUAGUUCAGCAAAUUCUGAAACUUCACAGAUAAAUCAAUCACCUGAGUCAUCUCUGCAAGGGCAGUCCAAAGAUGAUUCCAAUUCAAAAAAUACAAAUAUUGAGAACUCUCCAGUUUCUCAAGCAGAAACACAUAUUCCAGUAGCAGCUACAUGGCCCAAGGUAACACCAGUUGCAACAGUGCUGCCCAUUAGAGCAGUGGACAAUAUUCCAUGCAGCACUGCAUAUGUUACACCAAUUGCAAAACCUAUUACCAUUGCACCAAAAUUGUCAACUUCUACAGUUCUUAUUCCAGCUGUCACAAAUCUAAACCCUUGUUCUUCACCAGCAGCUCAAACAUUAAUACUGACUCCUGUUCCACAAUCACAAUCAACAAAUAUUUUAUCAUCUGGUUCAUCACUUAUGCAAUUGGUUGUAACAUCAUCUCCAUCUUUAGUGAGUAACGUGUUGUCAUAUUCUGUCCAAGAGCGCCAAAGACUAUUAGCUCCAGCUCCUUUAUUACUAACAGCACCAACAAAAAGCCAUAAUAUACCUGUUGAUAAUCGCAAAAGAACAUACCAGUGCAAUUUUCCAAACUGCAUGAAGACUUACUUCAAGAGUUCACAUCUAAAAGCCCACUUCAGAACACAUACAGGUGAAAAGCCAUUUGCGUGCACAUGGGAAAACUGCAACAGGAAGUUCUCCAGAUCUGAUGAACUUUCACGUCAUAAACGCACACAUACCGGAGAGAAAAAGUUUGUGUGUUCUGUAUGUAAUCGAAAAUUUAUGCGUAGUGAUCAUUUAGCAAAGCAUGUGAAGCGUCACACAACGGGUAGAUUAUCAAAUGUAAAAUACUCCAAAGCUUUACUACAUAAGUCAGACUCGAAGUCAGAUAUUUUACCUGACCACUGCUCUCUGUCACUUACUCCUUCUCUACUUCAAGUCAUCAUCCCAGCUGCACAGUGAUUGCAUUUGUAUAAAUAAAUAUUAUGAAUAAGAACAUUUAUACUUAAAUGUCUAUGUGUAAUAAUCCUUAAUAAACCAUUGUAUUUUCACCGACUAAAGAAUAUUAUGUAUGCAACAAACGUGAUGUUUGUUGUAUACAGUAACUUUUUUCUUUGGUAUAAAAUUAUAACUUAAGAUAAUUUUCAAGCUAUCACUAGUUUAUAUUUUAAUUUGAUCAGUAAAUUUGAAGGCAGUUUAAACAUUUGGCCAUCCGACAUUAUGGAAUUCCAACACUGUGUAAAUACCUGAAAUCUUUGUUUACAUAGCUUUAAACAAAAAAUUUUUAAAUAUUAAACUAAGUAAGUCAUUUCAUAUUAUGUAAACAAACUGUUAAUUAUCUAAACUGUCUCUGUAUUAUUCUCUUAAUAUUAAACUGCAUUCUGCUGUUAACAUUAAACAACUAAAAUUCCCUCCAGUAGUUUUGCCUAACCUAGAAAAUUAUACAGUUAUUAAAGAUAUGUAUUGAUAAUAAUUCGCUUUAUUAUAAUAUGUUAGUAUGCAAAGCCUGGUAUGCAAAAAAUUUUUGUUCUAAGAAGGUAAUGCAGACCACUGGAAAAUGCAAUGGUUUAAAAUUACGGAUGUUGUGUAUAUUAAAACUGUGAUAAUUUUUAAACACUUUUCUGCAAUGUGCUUAAUUUUAAAAUUUGCUAUACUUUCUUAAUAAUAUUAAGGUUAGGAAUAUUAUGCUUGAGAGAAGAAAAUAUUUUUUCUGUGUGGAAAUAUCCAUUUGUGUUUGCUUAAAAUGGUGCAAGUUUUGUUACUAUAAAACUUGAUCUUAUCUAAGAGCUUUAAAAUGUCGAAAUCGAGAUAAUAAAUUAGAAUUUACUAACUUAAUAAAUAAUUUUUGAAAUAGAGUAAUAUUUAUUAAAAUUUAUUAUCUUUUUAAGUUUGCAUGUGAACAUAACUUUUCAUGUCACAUAGGCAAGUGUAGUAGAAUUGUAUAAGUAGUGUUUUAUGUAAUGAUUCCUCUGAGUGCCAACUUAACUUUUCAAGUAUCCAUGUUGUUUUCAUUGAAUUCAUAUUAAAAGAAUUGGAUUCUAAUUUAUCUAUCUGAUCUCUAUUCUAAUCUCAAUUUUCUUGCAGAAUAAAAUAUUUUUCUAUAAAAUGUAAGGAAUAUGGGUACUUUAUUAGUGAAACCACCUUAAUAGAAGUCGCCAAAUUUUCAGAAUGUGCCAAAACUCUGUCAUCCACGUGCAUAAUAGUUUUUCAGCCAAUCAUACGCAUAACAAUUUUCAGUCAAGCAGCAUAGCCAUUUUCUUAUGCAUUCUAUUUAUUCUAUUCCAAGUUUCAAAAAUUUUUAUAGGCAAACUGCAAUAUUUGUUGCAUUCAGCUCAUUUUUAAAAUUUGCACAUAUGGAAUUUGCCAGCAAUGGAAAAAAACUGCCAUAAAAUUUCUGCAGAAAUUGCGUAUUUCACUACAGAAUUAUUAAAAGCAAACACAAUACAAUGUUCCCCAGAACAAAAUAAAAAAACAGCUUGUAAAUAGAUUAAUUGAUUGAUAUCUGGGAUAAAUAUCUUAUUGGAAUAUAAUAAGUAUUUUUCAAAUGAAUUGAAUAAUGACUAUAUGUUAUUAUUUUUCAUCUUAUUUUCAUCAUUUUUUUCAAAAAGUCACCAAAUUGCAUUAAGGUGGUUACAUUAAUACGCAAGUACCAGAAUAUGUGAUAGAAAAUAAAAAUUAAAGAUAACAUAAUUAAUAUAAUUAAAUAGUGUGUUCUGUAUGUAAUAAUAUAUAAUAACUUUAUAACGUUUUCAGCUAAGAUACAUUUUCUUAAAGUACAUUAAAUAUUCAAAAAAAUAAGUCAUUUUUUAUACCUAUAGGCAUAAAAAAUUUCUUUUAUUAUAUAUAUAUAUAUAUAUAUAUAUAUUAUAUUUCAGAGCUUAGUUAUGUGCUCUGCUUGUAAGUUAAAAGAUAUUUAUAGUUGAGUUUAAACUUAUAAAUUUCUUUUCAUUUCUUACAAAUUAAAAAUGUGAUUGUGAGUGGAAUUACAUAAUAAUUUAAGUUUCAUUUGCAUUGUAAAGAAGUUAUGUAAAUAGUUUUAAACACCGAAAAUGUGAAUAAUCUCAUCUGUAACAUAUUCAUAUAAAAUAAAUUAACUGUUUUAUUGUC